AUGUCGCGGGAGGCAUUUGAUGUACCGAAUAUAGGUACUAACAAGUUUUUAAAAGUCACACCUAAUUUAUUUACCCCAGAGCGAUUGAAUUUAUUUGAUGAUGUCGAACUAUAUCUUACGUUAAUAAAAGCAUCCAAAUGUGUCGAGCAGGGAGAAAGGCUGCACAAUAUAAGUUGGAGAAUUCUGAAUAAAGCUGUUCUAAAGGAGCAUAAUAUUAAUCGAUCUAAAAAAAGAGACGGCGUGAAGAACAUAUAUUAUGUGUUAAAUCCAAACAACAAACAGCCAAUAAAGCCAAAGCAGGCAGCAGUAAAGCAGCCACCAUUACAAAAGGCCAAUUUGCCUCCCACAACGGCAAAACAGAACGUUUUAACUCGGCCAAUGACAUCACCAGCUAUCGCACAGGGUGCUCACGAUAGAUCCUUGGAUAAUCCUAAUUCUACAAACAAUGAUGUGAAAAAUGACGUUGCUCCAAACAGACAAUUCUCCAAAUCUACUACGUCAGGGUUGUUUUCAAAUUUUGCAGACAAAUAUCAAAAAAUGAAAAAUGUGAACCAUGUUGCUAAUAAGGAAGAACCACAAACUAUUAUCACUGGUUUUGAUACAAGCACUGUUAUAACCAAGAAACCUUUACAAUCAAGACGCUCAAGAUCACCUUUCCAGCAUAUAGGAGACAUGAACAUGAACUGCAUUGAUAAUGAGACUUCCAAGAGUACCAGUCCUACUCUUGAAAAUAUGGGAAGUAGAAAAUCCUCUUUUCCUCAGAAGGAAUCUUUAUUCGGAAGGCCAAGGUCUUACAAGAAUGACCAAAAUGGUCAACUGUCACUUUCGAAAACAUCCUCUAGAAAAGGAAAAAACAAGAUAUUUUUCAGCAGUGAAGAUGAAGAUUCCGAUUGGGACAGCGUUUCGAAUGAUUCAGAAUUCUACGCUGAUGAAGAUGAUGAAGAGUACGAUGAUUAUAAUGAGGAAGAAGCAGAUCAGUACUAUAGAAGACAAUGGGACAAGCUUUUAUUUGCCAAAAAUCAACAGAAUCUUGACUCAACGAAAUCAUCUGUUUCAUCAGCGAACACAAUCAACUCAAACACAUCCCAUGAUCCCGUACGAAAAAGUUUACUCAGUGGACUAUUCCUUAGUGAGGCAAAUAGCAACAGUAAUAACCACAAUACUGCACAUAGUGAAUACGCUUCUAAACACGUUUCGCCGACUCCUCAGUCCUCUCAUAGUAAUAUCGGUCCUCAACCGCAGCAAAAUCCACCGAGCGCUAAUGGUAUAAAACAACAAAAACCUUCUUUGAAAACAAGCAACGUGACAGCUCUAGCAUCGCUAUCUCCCCCGCAACCAUCCAACAAUGAGCGGUUAUCGAUGGAUAUACAAAAGGACUUCAAAACUGAUAAUGAGUCCAAUCAUUUAUAUGAAUCUAAUGCUCCGCUAACUGCUCAAACUAUACUGCCCACCGCCUUAUCUACUCACAUGUUUUUGCCAAAUAACAUUCACCAACAACGAAUGGCGAUUGCCACUGGUAGUAAUACGCGACAUCGUUUUUCGAGGCGGCAGUCGAUGGAUAUCCCAUCCAAGAACAGGAAUACUGGGUUUUUGAAGACCAGAAUGGAGAUCUCUGAGGAAGAAAAGAUGGUACGUACAAUAUCACGGCUUGACAAUACGAGUAUUGCAAACAGUAAUGGAAAUGGUAAUGAUGACACCUCUAAUCAGAGAACGGAAGCACUGGGGCGUAAGACGAGUAAUGGAGGGCGAAUAUGA
This is a messenger RNA of Saccharomyces cerevisiae S288C, 1755 nucleotides long. RefSeq names its product Mks1p (gene MKS1). The record is from RefSeq and is marked reviewed. NCBI's taxonomy places the organism in Eukaryota, Fungi, Ascomycota, Saccharomycetes, Saccharomycetales, Saccharomycetaceae. The transcript has a single exon. Bases 1 to 1755 code for a protein of 584 amino acids. Gene Ontology annotation, cellular component: nucleus.